Lycium barbarum (goji berry) is the source of this 1451-nucleotide messenger RNA. Its product is annotated as mitochondrial import inner membrane translocase subunit TIM50-like. Bases 144 to 1172 code for a protein of 342 amino acids. Gene Ontology annotation, molecular function: phosphoprotein phosphatase activity. The record is from RefSeq and is a predicted model, not a curated record. Lineage: Eukaryota; Viridiplantae; Streptophyta; Magnoliopsida; Solanales; Solanaceae. The transcript has 10 exons.
UUAGCAGCGGUUUGUUCAACUAAAAGAACAGCAGUAAAAAAAACAUCGAAAGUACAUCCAAACCCCUUGCUUCACUUUUGUCUCUGAUAUUUCCUUCUUCUUCCUCCUAUAUGCAUAAACCCUAAAUCCCUCACAUAAUAAUAAUGUACUCUAUUAUAGCCCGAUCACGAUUUCGAAUUCCUUCGUCAGUUUCGAGAACUAAUCGAAAUCGAUUAUCAUCGACCGCCGCUCUCCUCCAAGACCAGCCACCACCUCCUCCACAACCGUCGGCCACCGAGAACAAGUCAUGGAAUAUUCUAAAGUACAGUCUUGUUGCUGCCCUCACUGGUGGUGUUGCCACUGCCGGUUACGCUACUUACGCAUAUUCGUUGGAUGAAGUUGAGGAGAAGACCAAGGCUUUGCGUGCAUCUGCAAACUAUACUGCUGGUGAUAAUGCGGCUGGUUUUGAUAAAUUUCAAGCUUUGCUAUACUCCUCUGCAAUGACAGUGCCUGCCAAGUUAGUUGAGCUUUACAUAGAUCUCAGGCGCAUGACUGAAGAACAAGUUCGAGGUUUUAGUGAACCAACAUCAGACAAGCUCCUGCCAGAUUUGCAUCCAUUGGAGCAGCAUGUCUUUACGCUCGUUCUUGAUGUGAGUGAGACAUUGGUCUACUCUGACUGGAAGCGUGAGAGAGGCUGGAGAACAUUUAAAAGACCCGGGGUUGAGGAUUUUCUGGAACACUUGGCUCAAUUUUUUGAGAUCAUUGUAUACUCUGACCAACAGAAUAUGUAUGUUGAUCCCAUUAUUGAUAGGUUGGACCCAAAGCAGUGUAUUCGGUAUAGGCUAUCAAGGGGUGCAACUAAAUAUGUGGGUGGCAAGCAUUACAGAGACCUCUCCAUGCUGAAUAGGGAUCCAUCAAGGAUUAUAUAUAUUAGUGGUAAUGCAUUAGAGAGUAGCCUUCAGAAAGAGAAUUGCAUAGAAAUAAAACCAUGGAAGGGAGAUGUUGAAGAUACCUCACUUUUGGAUCUUAUCCCAUUUCUUGAAUACGUUGGGAAGCAUAGACCAGGUGAUAUCCGAACUGUAUUAGCUUCAUACCAAGGACGUGAUAUUCCGAAGGAGUUUAUUGAACGAACCAAAGAGUACCAGAGGCGAAUGCAAGAGCAAAAACAGCAUGGUCGUUUUUGGCGUCGCUAGUGAUGAGUGUGGAUUAUUGGAAAUUUGAGUUAAAAAAGGCGUCCCUCGGCUUCGGAAGAUAAAAGCAAUUGACAUAGAACAUUAAACUGUGAUCAAUUAUUUGUAUAACAAAAGAAUUCAAUUUGAGAAUGUUACUCCUAACAACAUGCUUGUAUUCUUUUUGCCCAAGCAAUGACACUUGUGUCAUUAGCUCCUCUGUAAUAAUGGAUUAUGUAAAAGAUUUGCCAAUUUUGCAUUUUGCUUGGUAACGGGAAAGGAAGAGUAGUUAACUGGUUUUUA